AAGAGACUGUUUGAAUCUUGUUAUCGAAAUAAAAAAAAUUAGACUAAAAUAUUUGUGUAAACGUCGAAAACAGAUUAGUUUCGGUGCAUUUUCGAAUAAUGUAUGCAUAUUUUCUUUGAUAUGUCGUGUCCCUUCUCUGUCAAUUAGAUAGCAGAGGACGAGGUUUUUAUCUCUUUCACAAUUUCUAAGCCUCUCUCCUCCUCAAGUUUCAUACUUUGAAACACUUCUCUCUCUCUCUCUCUCUCUCUCUCUCUCUGUGCACAUAUAUUUUUCUCACCUCUUACCAACAUGGAGGCCAACCACAGAGAUGGAUUUUCCUUGACCUUACCUCUUAUGUCAGAUGAUAACAAGCAAGAGUAUAAUAAUAAUGGACUAAGUACAAAGAUAGAGGAAGUAGAGUCAAACCAUUCUCCACAGGCAACAGGCUCAACAUCUUUCUUCAAAACAUGUUUCAAUGGAUUAAAUGCUUUAUCAGGAGUUGGAAUACUCUCAGUUCCAUAUGCAUUAGCAACUGGUGGAUGGUUAAGCUUGAUUCUGUUCUUUGCUAUAGCAACAGCAGCAUUCUACUCAGGCUUGUUGAUUAAAAGAUGUAUGGAUUUUGAUUCCAACAUAAGAAGUUACCCUGAUAUUGGAGAGAGAGCAUUUGGUAACAAAGGAAGAAUGAUUGUCUCUAUUGCUAUGUACACAGAGCUCUACUUAGUCUCAGCAGGCUUCUUGAUUUUAGAAGGUGAUAACUUGUACAACAUGUUCCCUAAUGAUGGUUUUGAAAUAGCAGGGCUUAUAAUUGGUGGCAAACAAUGCUUUGUACUAAUUGUUGCUCUUGUUAUCUUACCAACUGUAUGGCUAGACAAUAUGAGUUUACUCUCUUAUGUCUCUGCUAGUGGUGUGCUAGCUUCUGCUAUCAUCCUCUUCUCCAUUGUGUGGACCGGGGCUUUCGAUGGAGUCGGGUUUCGUCAAAAGGGUGAGCUCGUUAAUUGGAGUGGAAUCCCUACUGCUAUGAGCUUGUAUGCAUUUUGUUAUUGUGCUCAUCCAGUUUUCCCUUCUCUCUAUACUUCCAUGAAGAAAAAACACCAAUUUUCUAAUGUGUUGAUUCUUUGCUUUGUUAUAUGUACGAUUGGUUAUGCAUCCAUGGCUGUAUUUGGGUACUUAAUGUUCGGAACAAGAGUACAAUCACAGAUCACUUUAGAUCUUCCAACUGGGAAACUCAGCUCAAGAAUAGCCAUAUACACAACUUUGGUGAAUCCACUUGCCAAAUAUGCUCUAAUGGUAACACCUAUAAUUGAUGCUGUCAAAAAUGGCUUUCCAAUUCCAUGGUUUCUCAACAAAAGAUUCUUUGGUCUUAUCAUUGGCACCACAUUGGUCAUCAGCAGUGUCAUAGUAGCUCUUCUUGUGCCAUUUUUCGCAUCCCUCAUGUCAUUAGUCGGAGCAUUUUUCAGCGUGACAGCUUCGAUCAUCAUUCCAUGUAUUUGCUACUUGAAGAUUUCUGGUAUUUACAGGACAUUUAACUGUGAAAUAGUGAUUGUAGCUGUGACGAUAUUAAUGGGGGUUGCUGUUACUAUAAUCGGUACUUACACGUCUGUUCUUGAUAUAUUAGUCAACAUGAAAAUGUAAAAGGCUUGUCUUAGUACAAGGUAUCUAUCCAUGUAGAGAAAUUGAGACUUUUCCUCUGUCAAUUUUCGGAUGACAAAGCAAAUAAUGCUUACCAGUUUUGUAAGAGUUAUCUUUAGUGAUUGUUUAUAUGAGUUUAUUCGAAUUCUUCUUC
Messenger RNA from Cannabis sativa, 1762 nucleotides. Its product is annotated as amino acid transporter AVT1I. Gene Ontology annotation, cellular component: plasma membrane. The transcript is spliced from 3 exons. The record is from RefSeq and is a predicted model, not a curated record. Lineage: Eukaryota; Viridiplantae; Streptophyta; Magnoliopsida; Rosales; Cannabaceae. Bases 289 to 1611 code for a protein of 440 amino acids.